Messenger RNA from Cicer arietinum (chickpea), 2002 nucleotides. Its product is annotated as nucleobase-ascorbate transporter 3. Gene Ontology annotation, cellular component: membrane. NCBI's taxonomy places the organism in Eukaryota, Viridiplantae, Streptophyta, Magnoliopsida, Fabales, Fabaceae. Gene Ontology annotation, biological process: transmembrane transport. The record is from RefSeq and is a predicted model, not a curated record. Gene Ontology annotation, molecular function: transmembrane transporter activity.
UUUCCUUUUUUUUUUCAAUAAUCAAGAAAAAAAUUACUUUCCUCCACUUUUUUUUCAUUUUAUUUUAUUUAAAUAUUUCUCAAUAACCAUUUUUUUUUUAUUUAUUCAUUCAUUCAAACCCUUUUUAUAUAAAUACAAACUAACUUUUUUUCUUUGAGAAUUAGAGAGAAUUUCACAGAAAAGAAAUUGAUCUUUGUGUGAAAAAAAAUGGGUGAGACAGACCACCACCAUGCACCACCGUCAGCUCAGGCACCGCCACCGGGACCACCACCGCAGAAUCUGGGACUUUCAAGGGGACCCACUUGGACUCCAGCUGAACAACUUCUUCAACUUCACUAUUGCAUCCAUUCAAAUCCUUCAUGGCCGGAAGCAUUGCUUUUGGGAUUUCAGCACUACAUUGUGAUGCUUGGAACAACAGUAUUGAUUGCAAGUAACCUUGUUCCUCAAAUGGGGGGGAAUCAUGGCGAUAAGGCUCGUGUGAUUCAGACAUUGUUGUUUAUGUCUGGUGUGAACACUUUGCUUCAGAGUUGGUUUGGGUCAAGGCUACCGGUGGUUAUGGGCGGAUCACUUGCUUUUGUUCUUCCGGUGAUGUCAAUCAUAAAUGAUUACAAUGACCAGAGUUUUUCAUCUGAGCAUCAGAGGUUUACCUAUACAAUGAGAACAAUUCAAGGAUCUCUAAUUGUUUCUUCUUUCAUCAAUAUCUUCCUUGGAUAUAGUAGGACAUGGGGAAAUUUAACAAGGUUGUUUAGUCCCAUUGUGAUUGUACCUGUGGUAUGUGUGGUGGGUCUUGGUCUGUUCGCAAGGGGCUUUCCGAUGCUUGCAGAUUGUGUGCAGAUUGGACUACCAAUGCUCAUUCUACUGGUCAUAACACAACAGUAUUUGAAGCGUCUUCAUCCAACUGCUCAUCAUGUACUUGAGAGGUUUGCUUUACUUAUCUGCAUCGGCAUUGUCUGGGCUUUUGCCGCUAUCCUUACUGUGGCGGGUGCAUACAAUACUUCCAAACAACAGACCCAAGUUAGUUGCCGAACAGAUCGCUCGUACCUUUUGUCUUCUGCUCCUUGGAUUAAAUUUCCAUAUCCAUUUCAAUGGGGUACCCCAAUAUUCAAAGCCAGUCAUGUCUUUGGGAUGAUGGGGGCAGCACUUGUCUCUUCUGCAGAGUCAACUGGUACUUUCUUCGCUGCAGCCAGGCUUUCCGGUGCAACACCUCCUCCUGCACACGUGCUCACUCGAAGCAUCGGGCUGCAGGGUCUUAGCAUGCUGCUUGAAGGCAUUUUCGGUUCUAUUGUCGGUACUACAGCAUCUGUUGAAAAUGUUGGUCUACUCGGUCUCACGCAUAUAGGGAGCAGAAGAGUGGUGCAAAUAUCAUGUGCUUUCAUGAUUUUCUUCUCUAUUUUUGGUAAAUUCGGAGCCUUUUUCGCAUCAAUUCCCCUACCAAUAUUUGCUGCUAUAUACUGCGUUUUAUUCGGCAUUGUCGCUGCUGUUGGGAUUUCAUUUAUACAAUUUACAAAUAACAAUUCCAUAAGAAAUAUCUAUGUUUUCGGCCUAACCUUGUUUCUUGGGAUCUCAAUUCCUCAAUAUUUUAUCAUGAACACUUCACCAGAUGGUCAUGGUCCAGUUAGAACAAAUGGUGGAUGGUUUAACGACAUAUUGAACACAAUAUUCUCAUCUCCACCAACUGUGGCAAUAAUAGUUGGGACAGUUCUUGACAAUACACUUGAAGCAAAACAAACAGCUGUGGACAGAGGAAUGCAAUGGUGGGCUCCUUUCCAGAAUAAGAAGGGAGAUGUUAGAAAUGAUGAAUUUUAUCGCUUUCCUCUCAGGUUAACUGAAUACAUUCCUACCAGAUUUCUCUAAUAAUUAAAACAUAUAAGUGCUUAUAUCUAAGCCUUUUUUAUGAUCAUGUAAGAUAUGCUGCUCAAACAAACAAAUUUUUCAUAUAGGCAAGUAGCCAAAUUUUAACUUGGGUCAAUUGAUUUAUGUGACUUAGUAUUUCUUAAUGUCU